This is a messenger RNA of Lytechinus variegatus (green sea urchin), 2958 nucleotides long. RefSeq lists its product as uncharacterized. Gene Ontology annotation, molecular function: zinc ion binding. NCBI's taxonomy places the organism in Eukaryota, Metazoa, Echinodermata, Echinoidea, Temnopleuroida, Toxopneustidae. The transcript has 8 exons. The record is from RefSeq and is a predicted model, not a curated record. Bases 4 to 2418 code for a protein of 804 amino acids.
AAUAUGGCUGAAGCAGUGGUGGUGAAUACCGCGUCCGAGGCGGAGUCGGAGAUAAUUUUUGAAUGUGAUAUCCUUGACGAUCAUGAAAAACUUUUAAGGAACUACCUACCCAAUGGCUAUCACUACAGAGUGUGGCUCUUCGAAGCAUCGGAAGAUAAUCCAGAGAAUUUCAAGGCCAUCGUAUGGAUGAAGGUUUCAACGCAGGAGGAGGCCGAAGCAUGGUUCAAGUCUUUGAUGGGAAAAUCAACCAUCACAUGGAGGGUCAGAAAGACGUACCCAAAUUUUCAAAAAGUUCCAAAGUUCAGGAGGAGAAAUGCAUUCAGGGUGGAUUAUGGAUGCCAACAUAAUACUCGUCCAGCCAAAAAGGAACAGGUUCGAAAGUCCUCAAAGCACACUUCGUGUGAGGCCCGGGUCUACCUGGUCGUUAAGCGGCAAAGGGACAAGAGCGGUAGAUGGAACCGGUCAAUAGAUCCCCACAUCCGUCGAGGGUACCUGACGAAAUGCACCAUAUACAACAUUCAUAACCACUCCAUCCGGAGCGCCGAAGCAAUGCGAAGACGUGAUGUGUCGGAAGACACCAGGGCCAGGCUCCUGCAGUUCUAUGAGGAUGGCUACAAACCUAUUGGAGCUCUUGAAGCCCUCAAGAGAAGUCUCCAGGAGGAGUAUGGGUCAGACUAUGCAGAGAAGUCGGCGGACAGGUCGCUUUGUCCAGACAUCCAAUACUGCUAUAGAUUGUACUACUCCAUUUACAAGCCAGACUGCCAUCAACGGAUACGAAAAAGUCUUCUAGAAGCAAUAAAAUCAAAGCUAGAACUCAAUGACGUAAACAACAACCUUCACAAGAUAGCCACCACGAAAGAAGGUCACACCGUUAUCGCAAUAUGCUCGGGUUCCAUGAGGCGGACACAUGAAUUCUGGCCAACCAGCAAGGAGCUAUGCUAUCUUGAUACAAGGGUAGGCCUUGAGAGACAGAACUGGAAGGUCACUUUCCUCUUGACCCCGAGUCCCAUAGGAGAACUUCCCCUUGGGAUUCUUCUUUCUUCCUCAGGUACUCCAGAGACUCUCACCCUGGGUCUCCAGCUGCUGCACAAGCUCUUGCCCCAGUUCUCGUUCUUUGAGCGCGGGCACAGUGGACCAAGCACAGUGAUAACCAGGGACGACGCUGACGAGAUGCUGGCCCUGCACGAGGUCUACCCUACGGCGGAACUGCUCAUAAAUCCCCACGCUGUCAUCCAAACCGCAAAGGACUGGCUGUGGGAUCCUGGAAACAGGAUCGGCAAGGUGGAUCGGGUAGAGCUUCUGCGACACCUCAAGGCUGUCGUUGAUGCGAGGACACCGGACGAGCUGAACUUCCUGUACGACCUCGCGAAGCAGGAUGCAGAGAAUCGCGCAUACAAGGAGUACGUUGAUUAUCUGGGGGAGCUUUACGAGCGAAGGGAGAUGUGGUCUGUGGCACUCAAGAGAAUUCCUGCUUUGUUUGAUAACCAAGUCUUACCAUCAGCCAAGGUGCCAUUGAAUAAGAUGCUGAAGAAGGCCAAGGGGUAUUCAGUUUUGAUGCUUAUUGAUGACUUACUUCAUCAGUUAUGUUCUUACUACGUGCGAAAGCUGAUCGAUGCUGGGAAUAAUCGUCUGGGACGAGUGAUCUUUCCUUGGAACCCUAAGGAAUCCGAAGGCACAGAAACAGUUGUGAAUAAGGUGAAUGAGGUUGACUAUGAAAUCCUUGUUGAAUCGGAUGGCCAAACCACCACCUUCAAUGUUAACAUGGAACAGGGUCUUUGCGGCUGCCAUGUUGAUAUAGCACGCAUCCCCUGCCGACACCAGAUGGCAGUGUACAAGAAGUUUGGGAAGAACUGCGGAACCUUCUUCCCGGCAGAGCUCAGGUCGUUGUUCACCAAGAUCGCUACAGGUAAAGAGAGUCAGGAUGACGUAUGGUACCAGCCCUUGUCUGUCAGCAAGGAAAUCCAGAUCACUGCUGAUGGCAAGGAGGUCAUUUUUGCUGACGAUAUCCAAGUGGAAGAGGCCCUGAUAGAACUCUCUAGUGCCAUUGAAGAGCAAGUAGCCUUAGGGAUGAUCGAAGGCAAUGACGAUAGUGAUGAUGAAGAUGUGGAGGAGACGCAGAGUUAUGAACCACACGAAGCGCAUCAACAGCUCCAGAAGGUCUUUGCUGACUUGGAGAAGAGGCUGUUGGACGAUCCUGUGGCCUUCGAAGGACCUGUCCUGGACUUUGCCAAGAACUAUGUGGAGGCCUCUGAACGUGGCCAGCUGUUGUCAGCAUUGAAUUCCUUCGGCCAGGAUGGAAGUGCCGGCUGGAAGAUUCAAAGGAUGGAUGAAGAUACUGCUCCAGACACCUCUCGGUUGCACGCUGUGGCUGAGUCAGCGGAAAUCCACCUUAGGAAGAGGGCUGUGCAUCCAUCAUGACCCUCGUUGCGAUUCUGUGUACAGGGAAGCAAUACAACUAUGCUUGUCAUGUGCCAAAGAAGUGCAGGGCUCUGUAAUACAAAGGUUUGCGUGAAUUGCAAAUAUGAAAUAACCACACUGAUUGGUUCCCGGUCAGUAUUUUAAACAGAGUGUGCAUGCAACGAUGAUCCUGAUUGGUACUUAGCGGUUGAUUGCAAACCUUUGUGUUACGGAGCCCAGGUGAUGAUGUCGAUCAGUAUUGGUGCUGGCAGUAAAGCUUGAAUAUGGAGAGUAUUUCAUCAACAAUUUUCAUUUGUCAGAGCUGUCAACUUUCCUGGUUUUUGAUUGACUGAGAAGUGCUUUGACUGUAAGUGUAAUUGUGAGAUAAAACAGUACUUUGAUGGAUAAAAUUCCAUGCAAAUCCUUUCAUUGCACACUUCUUCCAAGGUUGUCUUACAAAGCACCAAACCCCAAUUCUGAUUUUAUACAGAAAUGAUACCACCCUCAAAUUGUUGAAAACUCAUUACGUACUGAUUUCACUUGCAAAUACAGAAAAGGGAA